AUGGCGGGAAAUGGAUGGAAAAGUCAUGGGCGGAUUGCUUCAGAACCUGCGGGCAACAAAUCCCGAUCAGGACACAAGUUGGGUGAAAUUAUUUUAUCCCCUACGAAAUUAGCAUCGUAUUGGGCUCGACGAUACUUUAGAGACUCUGGACCCCCUACGAGAGAACCUGAGCCCCCUACGAGAAAUCCCUUGAUUCCUAACCAACCAAGCUUCUUACCUCGUCCAGGGACCCGAAUUACCGUCGCUCCUAGUUUCUCUGCUCAGCAUUCAGAGUCAGAUACGAGUCCUACUCAUAGAAGUUCCUCGGCUCCUCCGCGUUGGCCCUCACCUUGGAACGAUAUUCCAAUAGGAUCCAGUGCCGUGAUUAAACCGGGAUCUACAGCCAGCCUUGAUGAUUAUAGUGCUUCAUAUUGCGUUGUUCGUACUAACUCAUUAUAUAGCGGUUCCAAGAAAUCACUCAACGUCGAGUCACCAUCAUUUACACCUACUCAGCUUGGAGGCAAGAAAUCUAACUUCUCCACGAAUGCGACGCCUUUUACGCCCAGGGGUGCCUCUACAUCUACAAGCUCGACGUUACAACAAGAUGCAGGGGCCUCGUUGUAUAAAUCAGCGCCGUUUCCGGAUUUUGCCCCUCAGAAUUAUGAUCUAAACACUGCGACUGCAACCAACGGUUCUGCGGAUGGCGGUCCACUUGGCUACGAUCCUUUUACUAUGCCUAGUGUUAGCCAGGCACUCCCUUCAGCACAGUAUAAUCCAUACGCCGAUGAUCACAACGCCUUGGCUGGAGCAGGUGCACCGUAUUUCGCCGCACAAAAUUCUUAUACUACCCCUUCUCAACCCCUUCAAUAUCAUCUCUAUUACCCUAUUACUACAGGGAGAGAGAAUAUGCAGCCUUACCAGCGGCAGGUGCAUGACUUAUUUCUUCCAGAGUCUCUGAGAGAGGACCUUCAGAAAAGAUCCGAGGCUACUAGACAAGUGCUCCCGAGUCAACCUGGAGUACAGCUACCGAAUCUCCAACAUUACCAUUCUCUAGUCCCUCUAGAUACCAAACUUCGGAGCACAACCAGUACUUUUGGUCUCCCAAGCUGGGUGUUUAAAGCAACCUCUCGCAAGAACGGGAAUACAUUCUGCUUAAGACGUAUCGAAGGAUUUCGCCUCACCAAUGAGGAAGCUAUUAAAGCCGUGAACUCAUGGAAGAAGAUUAUACAUCCUAAUAUAGUCACUACGUUUGAAGCGUUCACUACAAGGGACUUUAAUGAUAGUUCCCUUGUAUUUGUUCACAGUUAUCACCCGCUCUCAAAGACUCUGGCGGAGCAUCACUUUGCCACAAACCGCUUCGGACGACCACCAGCACCUGUACCGGAGAGAACAUUGUGGACUUAUCUUGUUCAGUUAGCCAGCGCUCUCAAGGCCAUCCACAAGGCUAAACUUGCAGCGCGGUGUAUCGAUAUCAACAAGGUAAUUUUAACGGAGAAAAAUCGCGUCAGGCUUGGCGCCUGCUCGAUUCUAGACGUUUUACACUUUGAAGCGCCUCGUCGGAUUGAGGAGUUACAGCAGGAGGACUUUUACAGCCUAGGCCGCCUUAUCCUGAGCAUUGCGACAAAUACACCACCACGAAAUCUAACUGACCCACGCCCAGCCCUUGAACAGCUAGGUAGGGUGUAUUCCCCAGAAUUAAAAGAGAGAAUAUCUUGGCUGCUUAGCACUCCACAAAAUGUAGCUACGAAAACUGCGGAGCAUCUAGUAUAUGAUAUCGCUCAGCAUAUGGAUGAUAUCCUGGUGGCAUCAUUCAAUACCCAGGACGAAGUCACCGCUCACCUGGGCAGAGAACUCGAGAAUGGCCGAUUGGUACGAUUAAUGGCGAAGCUAGGUUCUAUCAACGAACGGCCCGAAUUCGAUAAUGACCCGAACUGGGCGGAGACGUCGGAACGCUAUACUUUGAAGCUCUUCCGAGAUUACGUCUUCCACCAGGUUGACGCCCAGGGUAACCCGGUUGUAGAUCUAGGCCACAUCAUCAGCUGCUUGAAUAAGCUAGACGCCGGUAUUGAUGAAAGGAUUUAUCUCACCAGUCGAGACCACCAAUCAACAUUUGUAGUCUCAUACAAAGAGCUGAAGAAGCAAGUCCAGAGUGCAUUCAGCGAUCUACUCAAAGGGGCUAAUAAGGCACAGGCCAAUCGCUACUAG
Molecule: messenger RNA, 2184 nt
Organism: Daldinia caldariorum
Lineage: Eukaryota; Fungi; Ascomycota; Sordariomycetes; Xylariales; Hypoxylaceae
Exons: 5
Coding region: 1-2184 (727 amino acids)
Biological process (GO): protein phosphorylation; mRNA processing; nuclear-transcribed mRNA poly(A) tail shortening
Cellular component (GO): PAN complex; P-body
Molecular function (GO): ATP binding; protein kinase activity; poly(A) binding
Source: RefSeq, a predicted model, not a curated record